This is a messenger RNA of Lathyrus sativus (Indian pea), 606 nucleotides long. The record is from the annotation of a GenBank genome assembly. Lineage: Eukaryota; Viridiplantae; Streptophyta; Magnoliopsida; Fabales; Fabaceae.
AUGACACUCCCGAGAUGCGAGGAGCUACUGCCGUCGAAGAUGUCGAACUUCACUUUUCUGGAUGAUUUGACUGAGACGUCCUGGGGGUUCAAUCCGACCCUAGGACAGGUCUCAUUCACCAGGAACGUACUUGAGACCACCACUAUUGCUGAUAUGGAUCUGAAGACCACUUACUCCCGCAGGAUUAUGACUUUCCAGAUUCCAUCCUCUUUGAUCAUCUCUAGCUUUCUCUCAGGAGUGAUUGACCGUUUUGGAUUGCUGACUUCUCCUUCAGCCCUACAUGGACCCUCAUACGCCCCAACUGUGGGAAGAGAGUCAUUCUUUCGUGAUUUAUCCAUGCCUCCCCUAGACUUAGAUAUGUCGUUAGGAUUACCCUCGACGUUCACUCGUGACGUCUUUCCCAUAGACGAGCUUCCUCAUAUUGGUCAAGCACGCGUGCAGUCAUUUGAGUCAGUUGUAGGUGAGGCAGAGGAUGACGACACUGAGGAUUCCUCAGAGCACGAUUAUGAGGGCGGAUAUGAUGAGGAUGGCUCUUAUCACACCCUAUCAAGUGCUUGUAGGGGAUUAUGCGGAGCCGGGGUAGGUGGAUAUUAUGGUUGUCAUUAG